Messenger RNA from Oppiella nova, 342 nucleotides. The record is from the annotation of a GenBank genome assembly. NCBI's taxonomy places the organism in Eukaryota, Metazoa, Arthropoda, Arachnida, Sarcoptiformes, Oppiidae.
GAUCCCUAUGAAGACUUCGACUAUCACUAUAGGCGACAAAACUUCGGCGAACCGUUACACAAAGACUAUGAGAUCUAUACAUCCGAUCGACACAAUCCCAACGAAGUGUUGAGAUACACACCUCUUCAGAUGAUCGCUGCCUUUUUGGGCACAUUUCUGUUCUUCUAUGUCUGUUCCAUAACGGACUCCUAUUUCGAUUUGAGGAACUCCUGGCAAGUGGUAUGUCUUGUCAUGCAUUCAUUCAAUUGUCUUAACCCUAACGUGGAUUACCUGUCGUUCCCACAGAAACCCAAACAGUACCCACAGCCGGGUGUCGUUCACUACACUUUCGAGCCCUUAGAG